GUUAAAUCAACCAGUCGCCGCUCCCUUCUUCCAUUUCCUGGCCGCCAGGCUUCCAACGUACGAAGCCUGUCGUCUUCCUCCCCACGCCAUUUCCCUGUCGACGCUCCCUCCUAGCGUCUUCCCCCUUCCUCUGCCAGCGCUCAGGAUGCUCUUCGCUUCAGCCAUGGAUGAGACUCCUACGUGCCACUGCUCCAGCUAUGGACACCGGGGCGCCCUUCUCUGGCCCAUGGCCACCAGGGAGCGACAGCUCUUCCACUGCUCCCUCACGCCAGCAGCAGAUCACUAGCGCCCUUUCUUCCACCUCCGGCCCGCAGGGAUCUCCUCCCUCUCCCAUCCAUGGUCCCCCAAAUCUCCAACCGGAGCUCCGAAGGCCGCCUCCCUGGUGCACCUCGCCAGCAGCAGGGAUCUCUUCCCUUCCCCAGGCGCAGACGAGCUCCUACCUGUCCCUACGACUUCCAUGGCCGCCGGCCCCUGGGAGCUCCAUGCUCCACGCGCCCUCAACCAUGGCGCGAUGUCUCUGCUCCUCCCAUCCAUGGCGUCCGACCUCCUCUCCGUCUCCUCAAGCAGGUCGGGAACCUUUUCCUGGCGCCCUCCUCUACCGGCCAGCCUCCCCCUUCCCUGCUCUCCCCUUGGAUGCGACCUCUCUGCCCAGCGCCACCCCUCCCUUCCUCCCUUUCUGUGGCGAGCGCGGGUUCCCCAAGCCUCGACGCUCGGCACUCUGAACAGGGACGCCCAGAUCCUUGCCUCUCUGUUCCACGCACCUGGCCCUACCUCUCCAUCAAGCUGCUCUCCAGGCCAAAUGUCCCCCAUGCUGCCAGCUCUGCACCCAUGGCGAGCAGCCCUCCCGGCAGCGAGCUCCUCUGUCGGCCCCCAUCCCCUAGCAGCAGGAAGCCUCCCUGGGCGCUUGUUUCCCCGACGCUCGCCCCGUCAACAGACGUCGACCUCGCACAGCAGCAGCGACGCCCUUCGUUGCGUCGCGCUCGCCAGAACGGGCCUCAUGUCGUCGAUCUACGCAGCGUCUGCGCGUCGUCGUCGAAACCCGCGCCAUUGUCGACGUCACGCCUCGCGCAUCGCUCGUCGGCAAAGAGCCCAAACUAAUGGCAUGCAUGCGCGACGCGAGUCGGCCAGGACCGAGAGAUGAUGAUCGUGCAAGUGAUGUGGUGUCAACCACAAGAUGCAGUUGGUGGACGACUUGAAGAAUGAUGGAUCUAACAUGUGGAUGCUCGCCAAGCGAGUGUCAUCUAGCAGACACUAUCUGAUGUUGAAUUCCAGGUACCUCCUUGAUUUGGUUGAUGGUGUGACUUGGCCUCCAUCCCUGCCACCGGGAUAGAUGGUCGAGAGGGUUACUGCUUUCGCAGGAGAGGACCAGGAGGAGUAGCGUGGCCGGGCUUCGCCAUGUUACUCGGUUUUCUCCAUUAGUUAUUUCCGCUGCACUAAAAAUAUUGUUACUGCUCUUGAAACUCCGAUAAUGUAAUCAAUAUUGAUACUUAUUAAAUUUGUGGUAUUAUGCUUUAUUGU
Messenger RNA from Zea mays, 1518 nucleotides. RefSeq lists its product as uncharacterized. NCBI's taxonomy places the organism in Eukaryota, Viridiplantae, Streptophyta, Magnoliopsida, Poales, Poaceae. The transcript has 4 exons. Bases 337 to 1098 code for a protein of 253 amino acids. The record is from RefSeq and is a predicted model, not a curated record.